Molecule: messenger RNA, 555 nt
Organism: Cotesia congregata
Lineage: Eukaryota; Metazoa; Arthropoda; Insecta; Hymenoptera; Braconidae
Source: the annotation of a GenBank genome assembly
AUGCGUGAAUAUAAAAUAGUAGUGUUGGGAAGCGGAGGUGUCGGCAAAUCAGCCCUCACUGUUCAGUUUGUUCAGGGAAUAUUCGUUGAGAAGUAUGACCCGACCAUUGAAGACAGUUAUCGCAAACAAGUCGAAGUUGAUGGUCAGCAAUGUAUGCUGGAAAUCCUCGACACAGCUGGCACGGAACAAUUCACAGCCAUGCGAGAUCUUUAUAUGAAAAAUGGACAAGGAUUUGUUUUAGUUUAUUCAAUAACCGCACAAUCGACGUUUAAUGAUCUUCAAGAUCUUCGGGAACAAAUAUUACGGGUAAAAGAUACAGAUGACGUGCCAAUGGUACUGGUUGGUAACAAGUGCGACUUGGAAGACGAAAGGGUAGUGGGUAAAGACCAAGGUGUUAAUCUUUCACGGCAAUUCAGCUGCGCCUUCAUGGAGACCUCUGCCAAAGCUAAAAUUAAUGUUUAUGACAUCUUUUAUGACCUUGUGCGACAAAUAAACAAAAAAUCACCGGAGAAAAAGAUAAAACAAAAAAAGAAAUCGCUGUGCCUACUUCUGUAA